Messenger RNA from Phanerochaete carnosa HHB-10118-sp, 1129 nucleotides. RefSeq lists its product as uncharacterized. Gene Ontology annotation, cellular component: mitochondrial inner membrane. Bases 60 to 1040 code for a protein of 326 amino acids. Gene Ontology annotation, biological process: mitochondrial phosphate ion transmembrane transport. Gene Ontology annotation, molecular function: phosphate transmembrane transporter activity. The record is from RefSeq and is a predicted model, not a curated record. Lineage: Eukaryota; Fungi; Basidiomycota; Agaricomycetes; Polyporales; Phanerochaetaceae. The transcript is spliced from 8 exons.
UGGCCUUCUCCUACACCCCGAACACCUGAUACCCUAGACGAAACCCUGAAAUCCUUAUCAUGUCGAAGGAGGAUCAGAAACCAGCGACGCUAGGCAAAGAGGGGCCGUUUGUUGUGCCUCAGUUUACCGUGACAGACUACAGCAAAUUCUUUGCUGCAGGAGCACUAUGCUGCACAAUCACACAUGGAAUGAUGACGCCCAUCGACGUCGUCAAGACGCGCAUACAGAUUGAUCCUGCUUAUAAGAAGUUCAACCUCCUCUCCGGUGGUCGACAUGUAAUAGCAACAGAAGGCACUUCUGGUCUGCUGACAGGAUUCGGCCCAACAGCAGUGGGAUAUCUCGUUCAGGGAGGGGCUAAGUUUGCCGGCUAUGAAUAUUGGAAGAAGCAGUUUACACAGAUCGCUGGUGACCAAGAGACUGCCAUCCGCUACCGCACCGCGAUAUACCUGGGCGCCUCAAGCGUGGCAGAAUUCUUCGCCGACAUCCUCCUGACACCGCUCGAAGCAACUCGCAUCCGGUUAGUCUCGCAGCGUGGCUACGCCAACGGGCUCGUAACUGGUUUCACACGGCUCGCGCGCGAAGAGGGGCUGCGUGGACUGUAUGCGGGCUUCCUGCCUAUACUUUGCAAACAAAUCCCGUACGCCAUCGGCCAAUUCACAGUGAACGAGUUCUGCCACGAACUUGCCUUCCGGAACAUGUCCGAAGAGACGCGGCGCAACCUCGGCGGCGGCGCCAAAUUCAGCAUCAGCCUCGGCAGUGGCAUUAUCGCGGGCUUCGCCGCCGCGAUCCUCAGCCAGCCCGCAGACACGCUCUUGUCGCAGAUCAACAAGGGCCAUGGUCCGACGGGCUCCAUGCCCCACCGCCUCAAGGUCCUCGCCCAGGAGGCGGGCUUCAAGGGUCUGUUCGCCGGCCUGGGUCCAAGGAUGAUCAUGACCGCGGGUUUGGUAGCGGGACAGUUCCUGAUGUAUGGAAUGAUCAAGGAUGCGCUUGGUGCACCACCGGGCUUGGAAAUUCAUAAGGAAGACAACGCUGCGAAGUGAUUGACUCUUAGAUCACGCUGUGUGUAGACCCUGUUUUAUUAUCGAUGGAGCGCGUUCCACUAGAAAGCUGGAAUUGUCUCAGCGCGGCU